GAGAUGUUCGAAAUUCGAUUGAAAUUCGUCGAGAUUGUGAACUCUAGCUCUUCCCGUCCGACCGCACGAGCGGAACGACCCCCCACAUUUCCCCAACCGCCGAACCCCUCGCCGCCGCUGCCCCACCGGCGGCGAUGGACCCCACGCCUCACCGCGGCGGCUCGCCGUCGCCGAGGUUCACGCUGCAGCCGAGCCGCCUCCCGCCGGAGGACAUGCUCUUCUGCGUCGACGUCGACCUGGAGACGCGCUCCGAGAUGAGGAUCGCCCCGGGCCCCGCCGCCGCCGCCGCCGCGUCGCCGGGCGCCGCGGGGGCUUCCUCGGGGGCCGCGGCUGCUUCCAGGCAGGCCGCUCGGCCGCCGGUGAAGAGGAUGGACGCCGUCAAGCAGGCGCUCCUGCUCUUCGUCCACAGCAAGCUCACCAUGUGCCCCGAUCACCGCUUCGCCUUCGCCUCCCUCGGCGACACCGUCUCCUUGGUAAAGAAGGAUUUCAGCAGUGAUGCUGGUUCUGCAGUGGAGGCAAUCCAAUCCCUGGAUGCGUCGGAAACGAGAUAUGCGAUGGCUGAUCUCACUCAGCUCUUCAAGAUAGCUUACCAGGAAGGGAAAAGAGCAGAAUUGCAAGGCCGCCUACUCAGAGUGGUACUCAUCUACUGCCGUUCCUCAACUAAGCCUCAACAUCAGUGGCCCAUCAAGCAAAAGAAUUUCACCUUGGACAUAAUCUAUCUUCAUGACAAGCCUACUGCUGAUAACUGUCCACAGAAGGUAUAUGAUGCUUUGGUUGAUGCACUUGAGCAUGUCAGCCAGUAUGAGGGAUACAUUCUAGAGACUGGUCAGGGGCUUGCUCGAAUCCUGUUCCGUCAGACUUGCAUUCUUCUGUCGCAUCCCUUACAGCGUUGCAUCCAAGAUGACCUUGAUAUUCCCAAGCCACUUGCUAAGAAAAAUAUGGUUACUGAAGCUGCGCAGAACGAAGAUGGCAUGCCAGUCUCCACCCAGUAGGUAGUUAGGCCUUCUAGUUCAGUGGUUUGCAUCAUGAAGUCAACUCAAGAGCUUCAUUUCGUUUUAUUUGUUUGCAUUAAGGUUGUUCUGUGUAAUGCAAAUGACCAAUUGAAUGUCAAUUUGUUGCUGUGUCAUGCUUGGUAUUGCGUUGAACUUGCAGAUGCACAUCAUACAGAAGUUCUCUGUGGUAUGGCACUUAAGUUGCUUCUGAAUUCUCUCAA
Molecule: messenger RNA, 1213 nt
Organism: Oryza sativa Japonica Group (Japanese rice)
Lineage: Eukaryota; Viridiplantae; Streptophyta; Magnoliopsida; Poales; Poaceae
Biological process (GO): positive regulation of DNA repair
Cellular component (GO): BRCA1-A complex; BRISC complex
Source: RefSeq, a predicted model, not a curated record